This is a messenger RNA of Eimeria maxima, 1575 nucleotides long. RefSeq names its product AGC kinase, putative. Bases 1 to 1575 code for a protein of 524 amino acids. Gene Ontology annotation, cellular component: cAMP-dependent protein kinase complex. The record is from RefSeq and is a predicted model, not a curated record. NCBI's taxonomy places the organism in Eukaryota, Apicomplexa, Conoidasida, Eucoccidiorida, Eimeriidae. Gene Ontology annotation, biological process: peptidyl-serine phosphorylation; signal transduction. Gene Ontology annotation, molecular function: ATP binding; cAMP-dependent protein kinase activity. The transcript has 2 exons.
AUGCAGAGUUGUCCUUAUGCUGCACCAUAUGCAAGCAGUAGUCGUUGUUCUCUUGGUCCAUCAACUAGUAGUACUAUAACUAUUAACAGCAGCAGCAGCAGUAGCAGCAGCAGUAACCAUAGUAGUAGCAGCAGCAGCAGCAGCAGCAGCAGCAGCAGCAGCCAGAGGCUGAAGGGCCCCUUAGGACGUGUAUGGGGUAAAUUAAGCAGCAUGCAGCUGAUGGGGGGUUGCCGUAUAGAUUCUCUUGUAUCGGGCAGCAGCACACGUCCCUCUGUAGUAGACGAGGCAGCAGCACAAGAAGCAGCAGCAGCAGCUGCAGCUGCAGCAGCAGCAGCAGCAGCAGAACAUCAUCAUCAUCAGCAGCAACAGCAGCAGCAAAUAAUACAUCAUCAUCAUCAUCUACGUCAUCAUGAGGAGAUGGAGAAUGAUGAGAAUAUUCCUUCUUCUUCUUCUUCCUCCUCCUCCUCCUCCUCUCUUUCUGCUGCUUCUUCUUCCCCAGCAGCAGCAGCAGCAGCAGCAGCAGCAGCAGCAGCAUCAGCAUCAGGUGUUUCUGUUCCUACAGGUUGUAUCCUAACACCAACAACAACAACAAAUAGUACAGAUAUACAGCAGCAAGAACAACAACAGCAGCAGCAGCAGCAGCAACAGCAGCAACAGGAACAACAACAACAACAACAAGAGGAAGAAGAAGAAGAAUUAAUAAGAAAACAAGAGAAACAAAAAGAACAAGAAUUAUUAUAUAAAUUAAUACGUAAAGAAUUACAAGAAAAAGAAUUAACUAUUAAGGAUUUUAUUUUAUAUAAUACUGUUGGUACUGGUUCCUUUGGUCGUGCAUCAUUUCAAGACGAGAAGCGUUUAUUUUUAUUAAUGGAGUAUGUAAAUGGUGGUGAAUUAUUUAGUUAUUUACGUAAAAAAAUAAAUGUACCAAUAGAACAAGCACGUUUAUAUACAGCAGAAAUAACAUUAGCAUUUGAAUAUUUACAUGAUAGAUUUAUAGUGUAUAGGGACCUUAAGCCAGAGAAUUUAUUAAUAGAUUCAUUAGGACAUAUAAAGAUAACAGAUUUUGGGUUCGCUAAGGAAAUAAAACAAGGAAAAACAUGGACAUUAUGUGGUACUCAUGAGUAUCUAGCACCUGAAUCAAUAACAAGAAGAGGGCAUGGACUACAAGUAGAUUGGUGGGCAUUAGGUAUAUUAUUAUAUGAAAUGUUAGCAGGAAGACCACCAUUUGUUGAUGAUACACCAUUAGGUAUAUAUAAGAAAAUAAUUGCAGGAAAAAUAGAUUUUCCUCCUUUAUUUGAUUCAUAUGCUAAAUCAUUAAUAAAAAGAUUACUUAUUCAUGAGCCUAAUAAGAGGUAUGGAUGUCUAAAGGAUGGUGCACAAGACGUAAAAAAUCAUAAAUUCUUUAGAGGUAUUGAUUGGCAACUUUGUUAUAAUAAACAAAUUAUUCCUCCUUAUAUACCUAAUAUACAGGGACCAAGAGAUACAAGUAUGUUUGAUUCAUAUGCUGAAUCUACGGAGUCUUCUGCUCCUGUUAUUGAUCCAGCUAUACAACAAGCAUUAUUUCAUAACUUCUAA